CUCCCCGGUCCGGGCCGUUGCAGGAAGCGGUUGAGGGACGGCGGCGGGGCGCGCGGCUGCGGCGCUGCGGGCCGGGCGCUGACGCGGCGCCUUUAAGAGAGGCCUGCGCGCCGCCACCGCGCUCGGCCGCCAUGGGCUCGCCGUCGUCCGCGCCGCCGUUCCCGCGGGCCGCCGCGCUGCUGCUGGCGGCUUCGCUGCUGCUGGCGGCCCCGGCGGGGCUGCGCGCCGCUCCGGAGGAAGAACCCAGUAGGAAGAAAGAGCCGCCACCACCGCCGGCAGCGGCGCAGGGAGCCGAACCUCGGGCUGAGAAGGGGUCCUCGCCAGUUGCUCCAGUUCACAUUGUCAAUGAAGAGUCAGCUGACAAGACUAAUUUGGGCUUUAUUCAUGCGUUUGUGGCUGCUAUAUCGGUCAUCAUUGUAUCAGAACUGGGGGAUAAGACCUUCUUCAUUGCAGCCAUCAUGGCAAUGCGGUACAACCGUUUGACUGUACUGGCUGGUGCCAUGCUUGCCUUGGGACUGAUGACAUGUUUAUCAGUUUUGUUUGGCUAUGCCACCACAGUUAUUCCUCGUGUGUACACAUACUAUGUGUCAACGGCACUGUUUGCGAUUUUUGGCAUCCGAAUGCUUCGGGAAGGCUUGAAAAUGAGUCCAGAUGAGGGUCAGGAAGAGCUGGAGGAAGUUCAAGCAGAAAUUAAAAAAAAAGAUGAAGAACUUCAGAGAACUAAACUGUUAAAUGGGCCAGGAGAUGUGGAAUCAGGGCCAGGCACCACUAUACCUCAGAAGAAGUGGCUGCAUUUUAUUUCUCCGAUCUUUGUUCAAGCUUUUACUUUAACGUUUUUAGCAGAAUGGGGUGAUCGUUCCCAAUUAACAACUAUAGUCUUGGCUGCCAGAGAGGAUCCCUAUGGUGUGGCAGUAGGAGGAACAGUGGGACAUUGCCUAUGCACUGGUUUAGCAGUUAUUGGAGGGAGAAUGAUAGCACAAAAAAUUUCUGUUAGGACUGUGACAAUCAUAGGAGGCAUUGUCUUCUUAGCAUUUGCAUUUUCUGCACUAUUUAUAAGUCCAGAUUCUGGUUUUUAAAAUUUUUCAUCACUGCAAAAGAACAAGGAUCAGAAGAAUCCAGCAGCUGUCCUUGUGCAUUUUUGUAUAUAAUGUACAGAAUUACAAUUAAGCACUGAAGCUGAGACACUGAACUUUUUAUAGCAAGUGAUUCAUGGGACUGACACAUGUAUGGAUGGCUUCUGCAGUGGAGAUUGGCUCACUGGUUUGUUUAUUCCAUGGUGCUGCUCCCUUGGUGGGAUUUGUGUGGUUUUCCUGCUUGCUGGACCUGACUCAGCUGAGUUUUGAGGACCUACUCUCAAAUAUUGAGGCUUCCUCUCUUCUUCCUCUGUUACACAUGGCCGCCUUUCCUGUUCCAUCAAGAGCUGAUUCUUAAGGCUUCUCGAAGCAGAUGGUGUCUUGUUCCAUGUUGCUCAGCGGGAGGUGUUCUGGAGGAAGCUGCUGGCUCCCACCUCCCAGGACUUCGGUUCCAGGUGUGCCUGAGGCUGGAUAAUCAAAGCAACAGGAAACCUGGGAGCGGUUCCUAUACCUUUGAGUGGCUGAGCCACCAACAGAGAAUUUUAUAAACUCUAUUUGGAGGGAAAACUUAAUCAGGGAUUUUUAUCAGGAAAUUGAUGUGUCGUGAUUAACAGCCUACCAUGUUCAAUAUGCAAUCUUAUCUGGAGGUAAUAUUAUUCGACUGUUUUUCUUUUUUGAAUUUUGAAACAUUAAAGUAUAAGGAAAGUAAUAAAAUGGUCCAGCUUAACAAUGUUCCAUUCCCAGGACUGAACAGUAACGGAAUUCUUAGUUUUAAAUGUAUUCUUAUUUUUCUUUUUAGGUAUAGAAAUGUAAUCUGGAAGUGUAUUAAUAAAAUAUAGUGUCUUUAUUUGA
Molecule: messenger RNA, 1925 nt
Organism: Columba livia (rock pigeon)
Lineage: Eukaryota; Metazoa; Chordata; Aves; Columbiformes; Columbidae
Gene: TMEM165
Product: transmembrane protein 165
Exons: 6
Coding region: 132-1076 (314 amino acids)
Biological process (GO): calcium ion transmembrane transport; Golgi calcium ion homeostasis; Golgi calcium ion transport
Cellular component (GO): Golgi apparatus
Molecular function (GO): manganese ion transmembrane transporter activity; calcium ion transmembrane transporter activity
Source: RefSeq, a predicted model, not a curated record